Messenger RNA from Sander lucioperca (pikeperch), 1823 nucleotides. RefSeq lists its product as uncharacterized. The record is from RefSeq and is a predicted model, not a curated record. The coding region runs from base 147 to 1703 and encodes 518 amino acids. Gene Ontology annotation, biological process: monocarboxylic acid transport; transmembrane transport. Lineage: Eukaryota; Metazoa; Chordata; Actinopteri; Perciformes; Percidae. Gene Ontology annotation, molecular function: monocarboxylic acid transmembrane transporter activity. The transcript has 6 exons.
GUUGCACUUUAUGCUGUGUAAGUGACACCACCACCACUGCUGCAUGUGACAAGGAAAGAGGGCCAAGCUAUCAGGUUAUGAAACCACACAAAUCCUCGGGUGGCCUACAGCAUGAUGGCUUCACUUUGACCACAGCAGACAUUUGAAUGUGUCAGAUCAACAUGGACUCCCCAGUGAUGGCUCAGAAGGCGAGGGUAGUUGUGGCACCAGCGGCAGCCCUUGAUGGUGGCUACGCCAGGUUCAUCCUGCUCUCCUGCUUCCUGGUCUUUGGCCUGACCUAUGGGGUCAUUAAGGCCUUUGGUGUAUUCUACGUUGAGAUACACAGACACUUUGAAACCACAGCAACAGGAACAUCUUGGAUUACCUCUAUUGCCGUAGCUACCCUUCACUUCUUGGCUCCUGUAGCAUCUGCUUUGAGUGCUCGCUACAGCCAUCGCUCUGUAGUAAUAAUGGGAGGACUGAUGUGCUGUGUAGGAGUCGUGUUUGGGUCUUUUGCCCGUAACCUGAAUGAACUCUACUUGACAGUGGGGUUCCUGAAUGGUUGUGGCUAUGCAAUGACUUGGCCUCCCACAGUGACCAUGCUGGGCUUGUACUUUGAGAAGAGGCGCCCAGUGGCAAACGCCUUGGCCAGCUCUGGAGAGUGCGUCCUUACCUUUGUCCUCACACCCUUAUUACAGCUGUUGAUUGACAGCUACUCCUGGAGGGGUGCUUUGCUAAUCCUGGGGGGUCUGCAGCUUAACCUCUGUGUGUGUGGGAUGCUGCUGAGGCCCCUAAAGGCCACCAGAUACGUGAUUUGUGAGGUCAAAGCAGAGGAGGAAGGCUUGUCCCAGGAAUUGCUACCAAAAGACGACUCGGAGCAGAGCAAACCAAGCUUUCUAGAUGCAGAGGAGCUGAGAGUAUCUGAUGGUUCUGAUCACGGGACAAUCAAGGCAUUUCUUGAGGACCCUGAAGAAAUACCUAAUUCAACCAUGAAAAUACAAGACUCAAACAACAGGACUAAGAGGGCUGAACUAAGGACCAAAAUCCUUCGCUACGUAGACUAUACCCUCAUCACCAAUGCAAAAUUCAUGGUUUACUCAAUGUUUGGGGUGUUUGCUGCACUGGGUUUCUUUGCCCCAGGUCUGUUCCUGAUUCCAUAUGCUCGUAGUAAGGGGAUUGAGGAGUACCAGGCAGCUGCACUCAUGUCCAUCUCUGCAGUGUUGGACCUGUUUGGAAGGGUGUUCUUUGGCUGGUUGGCAAACUUGAGACUGGUGGAGAUGGUGCUGCAGCUGACAGCAACUAUGAUUCUGCUGGGUACUGUGGUGCUCCUCUGCCCGCUGGCCUCUUCUUACUUAGAGCUGGCUGCUUUCAGCGCAGCAUAUGGCCUGAUGUACGGUGCUGCAGUCGCCAUCCACAUCACCAUGCUGGCUGAGAUUGUGGGCGUCAAUAGGCUCGGAAGUGCGCUGGGCUUCUUCUUGCUCAUACGCAGUAGCGGAGGCCUGCUUGGACCGCCCAUUGCUGGGUUCUUUAUUGACAAGAUGAGUGAUUACGGAACAGGUUUCCUCAUGGCAGGAGUGUCUCUCAUCGUCUCUGCUCUGUUCCUGCUCCUCCUCCAUCAGAUGAACCGCAGGGGUCAGGGCUCGUCUACCAACAACCACCAUAUGCAUACAGACAAUAUGGGACAAAGCGACAGAGCUGAAGCCAAAGAGCUAAACAUGACAUGAAUAAAGGCAAAAUGGUUUCUGUCGCUGAUAGGCUGAGGGCAGAAUGGUCCUGUUUAUUAUCAAUGGCCAAGCACUGAAGAGAAAAGAAAUGUUGCGUGUCUCACAUUUUACAAGCCUAAG